Ceraceosorus guamensis is the source of this 429-nucleotide messenger RNA. RefSeq lists its product as hypothetical. NCBI's taxonomy places the organism in Eukaryota, Fungi, Basidiomycota, Exobasidiomycetes, Ceraceosorales, Ceraceosoraceae. Gene Ontology annotation, cellular component: nucleus. The annotation marks the transcript as partial. The transcript has a single exon. The record is from RefSeq and is a predicted model, not a curated record.
GAAUGGCAGACGGGACGCCGUUUGAUUCAAUUUUGGCGCCGUCAAGAGGGCACGACGAUCAUGACCUACUGCAAAGCGAUCCACCCGCACGAGUACAAGUCGAGCUCGAUAGUGGUGUCCUGCAUCUUCCGCGCGGACAACAACAAGUGCUACAUUACGAGCGUCGACACCAUCUACCUCCUCGAAGCUUUGGUCGGUACCAAGUUCACCGUCGAAGAGAAGAACCGCAUUCGUCGAAACUUGGAGGGUUUCCGUCCUCAGACAAUCUCAAAGAGCACGCGGAACAAGGAGGAGAGCAUCGCCUUCUUCCAGCUCAUCAUGUCGUUCCCGAACCCCAAACCUCGCAAUAUUGAGAAGGAUGUCAAGGUGUUCGCCUGGGACCAGCUCGCCAACAUGUUGAAGAAGAUCAUAAGCAAGUACUCGGCAUGU